AUGAGGCUUGGGUCCGCGGCGGGUAAUGCUGUAGUAACCAUAGUCGGUCCCACCGCAGUCAGGACUACUGAAGCUGAAACCGUGGUAAUGGCGAUAGCAAAAUGCUGCACAGGCCCCAUGGCUGGGUCCAUUGCUGAGUUGAAGGAAAGUUUGAGUCCUCGCAGAGGGGGCACGAUCAUCAGCAAUCAAGACCACUUCGCCCAGUUGCCAUCGACAAUGCUUCCAUUGUAUUCUGAGUCUGUGGGAUGCUUCAGGCCAGGGUUUAAUCAUCAAAAACAAUACAACGAGCUACUGUUGAGCAUUCGGUCGGACCUGGGCCCGCAGAGAUGUAUCAGCAACGAUGAAGCACAGUGGAAGAAGUUUGUGGUCCAGAUGGGCCUCGGCAACAGCAACCAUAGUCUGUGA
Fusarium oxysporum Fo47 is the source of this 405-nucleotide messenger RNA. RefSeq lists its product as uncharacterized. The record is from RefSeq and is a predicted model, not a curated record. Bases 1 to 405 code for a protein of 134 amino acids. Lineage: Eukaryota; Fungi; Ascomycota; Sordariomycetes; Hypocreales; Nectriaceae. The transcript is spliced from 3 exons.